This is a messenger RNA of Ictalurus furcatus (blue catfish), 3194 nucleotides long. It is a transcript of the gene pfkfb3, whose product is annotated as 6-phosphofructo-2-kinase/fructose-2,6-biphosphatase 3. Gene Ontology annotation, biological process: fructose metabolic process; fructose 2,6-bisphosphate metabolic process. Bases 329 to 2044 code for a protein of 571 amino acids. Gene Ontology annotation, molecular function: ATP binding; 6-phosphofructo-2-kinase activity; fructose-2,6-bisphosphate 2-phosphatase activity. The record is from RefSeq and is a predicted model, not a curated record. Gene Ontology annotation, cellular component: cytosol. NCBI's taxonomy places the organism in Eukaryota, Metazoa, Chordata, Actinopteri, Siluriformes, Ictaluridae. The transcript is spliced from 18 exons.
CAGUAAUACAAUACAUGGCAAUAUUUAUAUAGGAUUUAAUAGUUUAUUUUAUUAAAUAUCAAAAAUCUAAGAGGUGUGCAUUAUAGCUGACACCUAGAUGAACACUGUACAGUUGGUUAUAUGACUGUAAGUCAUUCCCUUCAAAUGCUAUUGAAGUUAGAAACGUGUAAAACAAUGUCGUGUGUAACUUUAGAGACGGUCCCUUAAUUUCCUGCGAAUCUGCGAAUACUGAACGUCCAACGUCAAACCAACUUUAUGCCAGAACAUGACUGCAGGUGUUAAAUCCCACAAGUCUAAAGCACAUAAGUGGACUUAAGUGAUUGUAAGGAUGCUCCAAGAGGCACACCCUACACGUCCACGAGCAGAUACGUGCGGGCUCGCGCGUCCACCAAAAGGGAGGCAGCUGCACAGUAAUAGAGCAGAGAUGAAAGAGAUGACAAGAGAGCUAACACAGACUCGAAUCCAGAAGAUCUGGGUGCCAUCCAAGGAAGAGAAACCCACAGUGCCUCGUAAAUCUGGUGGAGGCCCUCAUCUGGCCAACUCCCCCUUGGUCAUAGUGAUGGUUGGUCUGCCUGCCAGGGGCAAAACAUACAUUUCAAGGAAGCUCACUCGUUACCUCAACUGGAUCGGCAUCCCUACCAAAGUCUUCAACGUUGGUGAGUAUCGCAGAGAGACGGUAAAGAACUACAGCUCAUAUGACUUCUUCAAAUCAGACAACAAGGAGGCAGUCAAAAUAAGAGAACAAUGUGCCUUAGCUGCUCUCCAAGAUGUCAAGAUGUACCUCGAUGAGCUGGGUGGUCAAGUUGCAGUUUUCGAUGCCACAAACACAACCAGAGAAAGAAGACACAUGAUCCUGGAGUUUGGUGCUGAGAACAGCUUCAAGAUCUUCUUCAUCGAGUCCCUUUGUGACGACCCAAACGUCAUUGCUACCAACAUCAUGGAAGUGAAGGUCUCCUGUCCUGACUACCAAGACUGCAACAAAACAGACGCCGUGGAAGAUUUUCAGAAGAGGAUCGAGUGUUACAGAGCAAACUAUCAGCCUCUGGACCCUGAUGAUUAUGACAGGAACUUGUCCUUUAUCAAGGUGAUCGAUGUGGGCCGCAGAUUCCUAGUGAACUGCAUCCAGGAUCACAUCCAGAGCCGCAUCGUCUACUACCUAAUGAACAUCCACGUCCAACCACGCUCUAUCUACCUGUGCAGACACGGUGAGAGUCAGCACAACCUGCAGGGCCGCCUGGGAGGAGACUCGGGCCUCUCUACUCGUGGUAGAAAGUUCGCUGGAGCUCUGUCCAGGUUUGUCGGGGAGCAGAAUCUUAAGAACCUGAAAGUAUGGACAAGCCAGCUAAAGCGAAGCAUUCAGACUGCUGAGGCGCUGAACAUGCCGUACGAGCAGUGGAAAGCCCUGAACGAGAUCGAUGCAGGUGUGUGUGAAGAGAUGACAUAUGAAGAAAUGCGGGAGCGAUACCCUGAUGAGUUCGCUCUCAGAGAUCAGGACAAGUAUUAUUACCGCUACCCUACUGGGGAGUCCUACCAGGACCUGGUGCAGCGGGUGGAGCCGGUGAUCAUGGAGCUCGAAAGGCAGGAGAAUGUUCUAGUCAUCUGUCACCAAGCUGUCAUGCGCUGCCUCCUUGCCUACUUCCUAGACAAGAGUGCUGAUGAGAUGCCGUACCUAAAGUGUCCACUCCACACCAUAUUGAAGCUGACCCCAGUGGCCUAUGGAUGUAAAGUGGAGUCUAUCUCGUUAAACAUUGAAGCAGUAAACACACACCGGGAUAGACCUGAGGAGAUGAGGAGAAGUCAAGGCACUCUGAUUAGGAGGAACAGCGUGACUCCGCUCACGAGUCACGAACCCACAAAGAAGCCUCGUAUGGAUAGCCUGGACGAUGAAGACAUCCCCGAACUCACUCCAGCACCAAUGAGCUUCUGUGCCAGUACAACCAACCCCCUUGCACUGUCCACACAGCACUGGCUUGGCCUAGCUUGUCUACGCACUCUGUUCCACUACCUGACCGUCGUGUCAGUGUUGCUGUUUCAGAGGACCUGAAACACCACAUCACAGAGGAGCAUGACAUUGUCCAGCUCUACCAGUGAGGUGGAUGGUUUGCUUUGACUUUAUUCUGAUGGGAAUUAACAGAACCAAAUCCUUGCAGUGCAGGACCUUUUGAGUCUGUCUCUUUCUACAAGGACAAGGACAGAAAAUUGGCACUGAGGGUCCUUCAUCCUCAAAGGGGACUAAUGAAGCACCUGUGUGAGUGUGUGUGUGUGUGUGUGUGAGUUCACAAAGCACACUACGCCUCAAGUAAGGCCACAAAUACUAAGUUCUUUACAUUUCGUUUUAUUGUCUUAUGAUGUCAUAUGAUGUUUGUUAUGAAUUCCUGAAUACUGCUGCUGGCUUUGGGAAAGCUAAUUUGUUGUUAGUGUCCAAUGAACAUGUAUUUUAUAAUGAAGGAAUGUUUCUAUGAUGAGAGAGGUGUACGUACGGUUGAAAAUGUCAUCGUGUGUGUUUCUAACUGGAAUCUAUUUAUCCUGACAGGGUAUUUAUAAUUGUUUAUAAUGAUGAGGAAAAGGUGAUCUUUUUACUUGAUGUAUGACUGAGUGAAUUCCGUAGAGUGCCUAGUGCUUCGGCUUUCAGCCCGACAACGCUUUUUGGUACUAAUAACCUAAGAUCAUACUGCUAUACUGUUUCUAAGGAGGAAGUGUCUCAGACUUUAUUUCCAUAUGCAGUUCACGUAAACCAAAUGUUUACUAUAUGAAUUCCAAGGAUUUAUCUAUAUAUACAUUUCAUAGAUAAAAACAAGCUUUACUAUUUACUAUUUCAGACAAGUAUUAUUUAGAGGAUUUAGUGAGGAUGUAAAUGCACUUUGAGGAGCCUUGGCUGGGCUCAAAUGCUAGUUAUUUUAAGCAUAACACAAUGUAGGUGCAAAGUAUUUUAUUGCUCCUAACUGUAGUAAGAGGUACUAUUUUUUUGUUGUUUGUUUGUUUGUUUGUUUGCUUCUGACUUGAAUACUGUAUUUUGCAAUGCUGUAUAUUUUCUGUUAAUCUAUUUAUUUUUAAAUACAACCCACAUUUGUAUUUUGAGUACAAAGCACCCUCUAUGUUAAGAUUAUUUCCACACUUACCUGCCCCUUUAACACAAAAUGUUAAAUAAGAACUAAAAUGUGUAUUUGCUGCACCAAUAAAUAACCUGAAGGAAA